UCCGGCGAUGGCAUCACUGAUCCAAAGGGCGGGCAUCAGGCUGGCCUCAGCAAAGGCAUCGAGCCAGUAUUCAAGCACUUUAUGCCUGCCGAAGACUGACUUCCCGUUACGUUCCAAUCCUGAAGAGACUGCUGCGAAAUACCUGAGGUUAUGUACCGACGACCUAUACGCCUGGCAAAAGGAAAACCUACCGAAAGAUUCCCUCUUUGUUCUACAUGAUGGACCACCGUAUGCCAACGGUGAUCUACAUAUCGGCCACGCAUUGAACCGUAUUCUCAAGGACAUCAUUCUUCGAUACCGGAUCCUUCAGCGCGAUCGUGUCUCCUUCAUUCCAGGGUGGGAUUGUCAUGGUUUGCCAAUCGAACUCAAAGCGCUUCAGGGUGGUGAAGCUCCAGUCAAGGGUAAGAACGGCUCUCAGACGAUCUCGGAUGCUGCCGCCAAACCAAAGAUGCCCCCUCUUGAGAUCCGUGCUGCAGCCCGUAAAUGGGCUGAUGACGCAGUAGCGAAGCAGAUGGCGAGCAUGAGGGAGUGGGGUGCAAUGGCUGAAUACCAGAAUCACUACCGAACGAUGCAUCUCCGUUAUGAGCUCAAUCAGCUUGACGUGUUCAAGAAGAUGGUUAAGAAGGGUUUGAUUUACAGGCAGUUCAAGCCUGUAUACUGGAGUCCAAGUUCGAAAACUGCGUUGGCUGAAGCAGAGUUGGAGUACAACGAAGACCACAAGAGCAAGGCUGUAUACGUCAAGUUUCCUGUGACUCAACUAGGUGACCUCGAAGGCGUUGACGGUAUCAACAAGGACGCCCUUUCCGCGCUGAUUUGGACGACAACACCCUGGACGCUACCGUCAAAUCAGGCUGUCGCAUUCAACCCUGAAAUGGACUACACCGUGGUUAACACGCCCAGUCACGGUCAGCUCCUAGUAGCUGAGGCUCGUCUCGAAGCGCUCCUUCCGCUUUUGCCCGAGGGCACUACCACGACCUCCACUUCCAUCCCUGGCACUACGCUUCUUCGCAGUGCCUACACUCAUCCUCUUCUUUCAAGCAAGCCGCCGUCGCCUUUCCUGAGCGGUGACCAUGUAACGUCUGAUUCCGGUACCGGUCUUGUUCACACCGCGCCCGGUCACGGUAUGGAAGAUUAUUUGGCUUGUAGGUCUCGCGGUAUCGAAACUUUCUCACCUGUGGAUGACGAAGGCAAGUUCACCUCUGAAGCUUUGGACGGUCAAUUAACUGGUAUGUCCGUACAAUACGAGGGAAACAAGGCUGUUGUGGAGAUGCUGAAGUCUAAGGAUGUCCUUCUGCAUGAAAGCACCUACAAGCACAAAUACCCUUACGACUGGCGCACAAAGCAGCCAAUUAUUCUUCGCGCAACAGCCCAGUGGUUCGCUGAUCUGACUGGCAUUAAGAAUGAUUCUUUGAAUGCUCUGGACUCUGUGCAGAUGAUCCCAGAAGUCGGAAGGAGCCGUCUCACGGCCUUCGUCAAAUCCAGAGCGGAGUGGUGUAUCUCCCGGCAGCGUGCCUGGGGUGUACCAAUUCCCGUCUUGUACAAUGUCGAAACGGACGAAGCACUUCUUACGGAUACGAAUAUUGACCAUGUCGUGAGCAUCUUGAAGGAGAAGGGUAUGGACGCCUGGUGGUCAGAAACCGAUGACGAGGUGUUCGUAGCGCCUGAGUAUCGUAAGGAGGGACAGAAAUGGAGACGUGGUUAUGAGACAAUGGACGUUUGGUUCGACAGUGGCACAAGCUGGGGUGUAGUUGAGGAUCAGGUGGGGAAGCGCGACGGAAAGCCUGUUGCAGAUCUGUACCUUGAAGGUUCAGAUCAGCAUCGCGGAUGGUUCCAGUCAUCGCUUCUCACUCACAUCGCUGCUUCCGACGCAACUACGCCUGUCGCGCCGUUCAGCACUGUGUUGACUCACGGUUUCGUCCUAGAUCAGAAGAACCGUAAGAUGUCCAAGUCUAUCGGUAACGUUGUUGAUCCGAACGUGAUCAUCAAAGGUGGAACAGACAAGAACAAAGAACCCAGACUUGGUGUUGAUGUCCUCCGUCUGUGGGUAGCCAGUAGUGAGUUUACGAAGGAUAUCUCCAUCGGAAAGGAGAUUUUGGGCCACGUUACCGAAGGUGUGCGCAAGAUUCGGACGACUGCGCGAUUCUUGUUGGGAAAUCUUAAUGAUUGGGAUGGAAAGGAAGUAGCGUAUGACGAACUUACAUCAAUUGACAAGUUCGCGUUGCUUCGUUUGAGCAAAAUUGAGAAGGAAAUUAGGGAAAACUACGAGCAAUUUGCGUUCAACAAAGCUACACAUUCCCUGCUCAGCUACACGAACGCUGACUUGUCGGCUUUCUACUUCGACGUUGUCAAAGAUCGCCUGUAUGCAGACGCACCCAACAGCCUCAGCAGACGUUCCGUCCAGACGGUUCUAUACCACAUUCUCCGUGUCUAUCUCGCAGCGUUGAGUCCUCUAAUUCCAACCUUUGCAGAGGAAGUUUGGGCGAAUGCUGGAAAUAUUAUCAACCCCGACUCCAACAGUAUCUUUCAGGUCGGGUGGUGCGAAACGAGGAAGGAAUGGGAUGUGGCUUCACUUGCCAAAGAUUACGAAAUGUUGGCUGAUGUAAGAACAUCUGUGGGGCUUGCUGUGGAGAAGGCCCGCAAGAACAAGCAUAUCCGCACUGCCUUGCAAGCCGAGGUGGAGUUGGUCGUUGAGAAUGGUUCUCAAGCGGAGACUUUCUUGAAGAAAUAUGCCGAUGAACUGUCGUGUCUGUUCAUUACCUCAGGCGCUAACAUUACAACCGAGCUGAAACAUGCAGAAGGUUGGGAAGAAAAGGAGACUCUGAACAUUCUUGGAAAUCAGGUUCUCGCAGUGGUGCGACAAGCUUCUCGUGAGAAGUGCGUACGAUGUUGGGUAUACAGUGCAGAAUCGGAGGGAGGAAUUUGCAAGCGCUGCAACUCCGUGGUGCGCUAAACAUGAAGAAGUUGAAGGGUUGUCCUUACUGGCUAUGAAACGACACUGAUGCCCAUGGUCACUCUAACAAAAAACUGAAGG
This is a messenger RNA of Saitoella complicata NRRL Y-17804, 3031 nucleotides long. RefSeq names its product isoleucyl-tRNA synthetase. Gene Ontology annotation, cellular component: cytosol. Bases 8 to 2950 code for a protein of 980 amino acids. NCBI's taxonomy places the organism in Eukaryota, Fungi, Ascomycota, Saitoellomycetes, Saitoellales, Saitoellaceae. The record is from RefSeq and is a predicted model, not a curated record. Gene Ontology annotation, molecular function: aminoacyl-tRNA deacylase activity; tRNA binding; isoleucine-tRNA ligase activity. Gene Ontology annotation, biological process: isoleucyl-tRNA aminoacylation. The transcript has 4 exons.